GGAUGGCGAAUAUGCACCACGUCAAGGCAAAGACGAAAGGCGUUAUCUUUUGGCAGGCACUGUUGCCAUGGAUCACGGCUUGCCUCCACGUGUCCUCCCACCUUCCACAGUUAUUCGAUAGCCCCAUCCCCCACCCCCAUUGGCCGUUUCCAAUUUCCCAUUUCCCAAUGCCCUCCGUCAUCUUUAUAUAAACCUCUGUUGCUCCAAUUGUGUCCCAUUUCCGCUGAGAAGGGUUUAGCUGAGCAAGGAAGGGGAUCGGGAGAGAUGGAUCACGCGGCGGACGCUCACCGGACGGACUUGAUGACCAUAACCAGGUAUGUGCUGAACGAGCAGACGAAGCACCCCGAGUCUCGUGGCGACUUCACCAUCCUCCUCAACCACAUUGUCCUUGGCUGCAAAUUCGUCUGCACUGCCGUCAACAAGGCUGGUUUGGCGAAACUCAUAGGGCUUGCUGGUGAGACCAAUGUACAGGGUGAAGAACAAAAGAAACUGGAUGUACUCUCAAAUGAAGUUUUUAUCAAAGCCUUGGUUAGCAGUGGUCGAACAUCCAUUCUAGUCUCUGAGGAAGAUGACGAGGCAACCUUUGUGAAGCCACCAUUGCGGGGAAAAUAUUGUGUUGUUUUCGACCCAUUGGAUGGAUCUUCCAACAUUGAUUGUGGUGUUUCUAUUGGAACUAUUUUUGGGAUUUACAUGAUCAAAGAUGAUCAUGAACCAGCAUUAAGUGAUGUUUUGCAACCUGGGAAGAAUAUGUUAGCUGCUGGCUACUGCAUGUAUGGGAGCUCCUGCACGUUUGUGUUGAGCACUGGAUCUGGAGUUAAUGGCUUUACCCUUGAUCCAUCACUAGGGGAAUUCAUACUAACUCAUCCAGAUAUCAAGAUCCCAAAGAAAGGAAAGAUCUAUUCUGUGAAUGAAGGAAAUGCUAAAAACUGGGAUGGUCCAACAGCAAAAUUUGUUGAAAACUGCAAGUUCCCUAAAGAUGGUUCAUCACCAAAGUCUCUAAGAUACAUCGGAAGCAUGGUUGCCGAUGUUCAUCGCACAUUACUUUAUGGUGGCAUCUUCUUGUACCCUGCUGAUAAGAAAAGUCCCAACGGGAAGCUGCGGGUUCUAUAUGAAGUGUUUCCAAUGUCAUUCUUAAUGGAGCAGGCUGGAGGCCAAGCAUUUACUGGCAAACUGCGGGCCCUUGACUUGGUUCCAGAGAAGAUCCAUGAGCGUUCUCCCAUAUUUCUGGGCAGUUAUGAUGAUGUUGAGGCCAUUAAAGCACUUUAUGCUGCUGAAGAGUAAACAGAGGGACUCAAACCUCUGCAGUCUUCACAUACCAGGCCCAAAGCUUUAUGAUAAUUGUAAUUUCGAGUAUAUAAUUCACAACCCUUGUUAUCUUCAACAAUUACACACUUAUUGCAGGUAAUCCUUGAUAACCGAAAUAACUAAUUCCUACAACUUAGCUUGCAA
Ipomoea triloba (trilobed morning glory) is the source of this 1449-nucleotide messenger RNA. Its product is annotated as fructose-1,6-bisphosphatase, cytosolic. NCBI's taxonomy places the organism in Eukaryota, Viridiplantae, Streptophyta, Magnoliopsida, Solanales, Convolvulaceae. Gene Ontology annotation, cellular component: cytosol; cytoplasm. The record is from RefSeq and is a predicted model, not a curated record. The coding region runs from base 265 to 1281 and encodes 338 amino acids. The transcript has 12 exons. Gene Ontology annotation, molecular function: fructose 1,6-bisphosphate 1-phosphatase activity. Gene Ontology annotation, biological process: sucrose biosynthetic process; fructose 1,6-bisphosphate metabolic process; fructose metabolic process.